Molecule: messenger RNA, 1859 nt
Organism: Hyalella azteca
Lineage: Eukaryota; Metazoa; Arthropoda; Malacostraca; Amphipoda; Hyalellidae
Product: leucine-rich repeats and immunoglobulin-like domains protein 2
Exons: 4
Coding region: 502-1731 (409 amino acids)
Molecular function (GO): protein binding
Source: RefSeq, a predicted model, not a curated record
GAGCUCAUCAGAGUUCGCAGGCAACAGUGCGUGUAGGACCUCUGACAGCAGAGCAUCUGUCGGCCACAGCAACGUGAUCCAAGCCACUCGAGUGUCAUCCAGCAACUAAUUUUAAUACCUCAAUAAGUAAUGCUUCGAUAAGCCAAUAAAAAAAUCAAUGAAUUUACCAUGGACUAAGACGUUAUUGUGCUUCAACUGCAAAUGAAAAGCUUUGUUGUUUACAAAAGGCAAAAUAAUUCGAUCUGCGUAACCGGAAGCGCAAAAAUUCGUAACCAGAAAAAAAGCGCAAGAAUUUCAAGCCAAUACUUUACACAGUGAAACUAGCGGAUAUUUGCCAAGCAUGAUUAUUCCACUUCCAAAACAAUUCGUAGAAAAUAAAGAGUUCUUGGAAACCGAAUUUGACUCAAAAAAAUUCUGGUAGUACAUAAAAUCCCCGAGAAAUAAAGUCUUCCUAGAGGCAGCGAUUUCCGACUUAGAAAACUUUACCGCACUACCGAAACAAUGGAAUUUAAAAAAUUAUCCUGCCACAUAACAAUAGCAUUCAUUUGCUUGGUGGGAACGAGCAGAUCGCAUGCUCACGAGGCGAAAUUAGGAUGCCCGGACACAACUACCGUACUUCUGCCAGGCACGGAAAUUGACACACUUGGGUGGACACUAAGCGACGCUACAGCCGCCAGAGGGUCGAGGUCAGCGGCUAAAUGCGACGACGAAUGUUCAUGCGAAACCAACAAAGAAGGUUUAUUCCUCAUUGAUUGUUCGAGAGCCAUAAACCCAGACGUCCUACGGGAAGGUUGGAGUGACGCAGAACCAGGAACAAGCGAAGUACGGCUGGUAAUCAUGGGUUCUGAACUGACAGCUCUCAAUUCACUGGGCAACAUCAGUAUCACGAGAGCCCACUUCAAAUACAAUCCAAGCUUGAGUUUCAUUGCAGAAACAGCGCUCUUGUCUUCAGCAGAGUCUCUGCUUGUGUUGGACCUACGCAAUAACAAUCUGACCAGCCCUCUUAAUAUCGAAGGAGAUUUCAUGAACCUCCAAUUUUUGUCGCUGGAUGGUAACAUAUUAGAGACUGUGCCUGAAUGGGUGAACGGAUGCAAAAGUUUGCUUCAUUUGAGUUUGGCGAACAACUUGAUAACUCACGUCGCUCCAGGAACAUUAAAUAACUUGCCUAACCUGCAAUUCCUUAACUUGCACAAGAAUAUGCUAACAUCGCCACCAGGAAACCUGAAGCUUCCUUCCCUUCGGUCGCUCGUGCUCCAAGCCAAUCCUAUAACUGAGAUGACCCCCGGCGCAUGGCAUGACUUGAAGUCACUGGAGUACGUGGACCUGAGUUACAGCGAACUGUCGACGCUACAAGAGGGCAGCCUGAGCGUCGCUACAGAGCGGCCUUGGCUCAUCUCCCUCGCACACACUCCCCUCACUCACCUACCGCAACACGCCUGGCUUGGCGGGGUGCUGGCUCACUGGGUAGACCUGCGCGGCACGCACAUCACGACGCUCGACGAGCGCGACUUCCGACCGCUGCUCAGCAGCAUGGCGCUCAAAACUGUCGUCCACGCAGACUGGGGACGCCCGCAGAUUUGGUUUCAUAAUGAUGUCUUGUCGUGCGAUUGUGACGCUAAGUGGCUGGCUACCAACGCAACGCUACUGCGCCACGCAUCAGGCAGAUGCAACGACAAGAACAUUCAACUCCGCUUCCUCGAUCCCGAUUACUUCAACGUCUUCUGCUUCUGAAACUUUCACAUGCUAUCCAAUAGACUGCAUACAUUACCAUUUACCGUUAAAAACACUUUAAGGAGUUUAAUAGCCUGUAAUACGAUUAUGAUGGCAUAUAUUUAGUCCUUGUAGGAAUAGUCUGUUAA